AUGGAGAACACCGAACCUGAUUCUGGCGAAAGAGAGGACGCACGUACAAUUCCUCAAGAUAAAAGCAAUGGUAAAGCAAAUUUAAUCGAAGCUUUGUUAUUUGCUAACAAACCUGAUUAUGGCGAAGGAGAGGGCGCACGUACAAUUCCUCAAGAUAAAAGCAAGGGUAAAGCAAAAUUAAUCGAAGUGCCUGUUAAUGAUUCCGAUGAUGAUUCGCAUGAAGAUUUGUUUUUUCCUGAAUGCGAUGAUUCUCUGAAACCCCGGGUUGGUCUAGUAUUUCCUACUUUGGAAGUUGCAGAGGAAUUUUAUGAUAAUUAUGCUAGGGAUUGUGGAUUUGAAACUAGAAAAGGCGCAAUCAGACGAACGAAGGAUGGAACGAUUCGCAAGAGGUGGAUGUAUUGCAAUCGUGAAGGUGGAUAUUAUAAGAUUGUCACAUUCAAUGAAGGUCACACUCAUACUAUGAUCCCUGAAAUUAGUCGUCAAUUCAUGAUGACCAAUAGGAAAGUUGGUGAUGUUCAGCAAAUGAUUAUCCAAUCUGCCGUAAAAGCAAAUAUUGGUCCAAUGAAAAGUUUUCGAUUUUACAAGGAGCUUGUUGGAAAGUAUGACGAUGUUGGAUGCACUAGCAGAGACUUCAGGAAUUAUACUCGCGAUUUGAAGGGUUAUACUAAGGGCUCUGAUGCAGAUAUGUUGAUUCAAGAAUUUAAGAAGAAACAACAAUAUUGUGAUUCAUUUAAGUUCUAUUACGAGCUUCAUGAAGGGAUGAAUAGGAUACGUUGUUUGUUUUGGGCCGAUGAUGUAUCCAUCAGAAACUACAACUUGUUUGGUGAAGCCGUUUCGUUUGAUGCUACAUACAACACGAACAGGUACAAAAUGAUAUUCGCGCCAUUCACUGGAAAAGACAAUCACGGCAGAUGUGUCUCGUUUGGAGCUGCUCUCAUGUUUCGCGAAGAUGAAAAUGCUUAUGCUUGGGUUUUGGAAAGAUUUAAGGAGUGCAUGGGUUCUGCUCCUACAAUGUUGAUCACUGAUCAAGAUCCGGCAUUGAGGAAGGCAGUUGCAUCUGUUUGGCCUGAUACAAAACACAGAUUUUGUAUGUGGCAUAUAACCAUGAAGGUUAAAGAAAAGUUGCCAAAUAGUUUGAUGGACAAUUCUGAUUUGAGGGCCAAACUCGACAAUAUAAUAUGGACCGACAAUGAUGAGCCGACUGUUUUCGAGGAGAAGUGGAGAGAUUUUAUUGAGGAAUACAACUUAUCCGAAAACAGAUGGUUUAAUGACAUGUAUGAGGAUCGUGCAUUAUGGAUUCCUGCGUAUUUCAGAGAUAUACGUAUGAGUGGGUUAUUUCGCACUACGUCUUUAUCGGAGAGCGAAAAUAGUUUUUUUCGGCAGUACUUGAACAAGAAUUCAGAUCUCUUGAUGUUAUAUAUGAAUUUCAACAGCGCAAUGGACUAUCAACGUCAUACAUACCAUAAGGUUACAUAUGAUGAUGAGACUUGUGCGCCAGUUUUGAAAACUAAUGUUGCUUUGGAGACUCAUGCAUCUACUCUUUACACAAGCGCUGUAUUCAAGGAGGUACAGGAUGAGAUUGAAGCAUCUAAGGACACUUGCAUGAUGUUUGGUGUCUCAUAUAAUGGUGAAGAUUGCAUAUAUUCCGUUGAUGAUUUACAUGAUGGAAAAUUCAAAGUUGUUUAUGAGGCUGGUGAAGACUAUUUAUCGUGUUCCUGUAAGCUGUUCAUCUCUUAUGCCGUCACAUCUUCGUGGUAUUACGCUACCGUAAAGCCUCAAAAAUACCAGAGAAAUACAUUCUUCCUCGCUGAGACUCUUGGUUAUGUAAAUGGUAAUGAAGAGUUGACGAAUCGUUUGUUUCUGAAACUAACUGAAGUACGUGACGAGUUCAAGGAGCUUUGCAGGCCUGACCAAGGUUCGUCAUCGCAGCUGAAUAAUUUUGAACAAUUUUAUGGUUCAUCUAUUCCUGAGGUACCUUCUGUUCUACCACCAUUGGCAUCGAAAACUAAAGGUAGCGGAGCAGGUGGGCGUAGGAAAUCACAUGCAGAGAAGGCCAUGUUAUUAGCUCAGAAACCCUUGCGCCUUUGCAGGAAAUGCAACCGUAAGUGUCACCAUGAUUCGAGGAAUUGUCCUGGCAAAGAUGGAGAUGUGGAUGUAUAA
Molecule: messenger RNA, 2160 nt
Organism: Salvia miltiorrhiza (redroot sage)
Lineage: Eukaryota; Viridiplantae; Streptophyta; Magnoliopsida; Lamiales; Lamiaceae
Product: protein FAR1-RELATED SEQUENCE 5-like
Exons: 7
Coding region: 1-2160 (719 amino acids)
Biological process (GO): regulation of DNA-templated transcription
Source: RefSeq, a predicted model, not a curated record